AUGGCGGGCCCCUUCACCACAGCGGGGCGGCCAUGCCUCCACCACCAUCUCCGAAUCGCAUUUAGGCCAACCUUGGUCCCUCCCGAAGUCAUUCCUCAUGCUUCCUUGCUCUACCGAACCCGAUCCUCUCAGGUCCGGACCUUGCAGAAGCGCUCUUUCAGCAGUUCAAGGUGGGUAAGACAGCAGAAGCAGAGGGAUGACGAAGGGAGCUUCAGCUCUCGCUUAGGCAAAGCCUGGAGAAAUACCAGAGUACAAUGGAAGCCCAUUCCUGUCGCAAUGGGAAUUGCAUUUCUUGGAGUGUACCAGCUCUGGCGCAUACAAAGACGGGAAGCCCACACGCAGCCCCCGUCGUCGGGACCUGGAUCGUCUGACCGUCCCCCAAAGCGACAACGUAUUUACCCUUCCGGAGGAGGAUGGCAGGUUCAGGUUAUGUCCACCUUGCCUUUGAAGGCCAUAUCACGACUCUGGGGGCGUUUCAACGAGAUCGACAUCCCUUACUAUCUCCGCGUACCUGGCUUCAAAUUGUACGGCUGGAUCUUUGGCGUUAAUUUCGAUGAAGUCUCGGAGCCGGAUCUGCACGCCUAUCCGAACCUGGCCGCGUUCUUCUAUCGCACGCUCAAACCCGGAGUGAGGCCCCUGGACCCGAACCCCAACGCAGUACUCUCCCCGGCCGAUGCUCGUGUGCUCCAAUUUGGUGCUAUCGACAACGGUGAAGUUGAGCAAGUAAAAGGAAUGACCUACAGCCUCGACGCAUUACUAGGACAGACAGCGCCCUCUAGACCUCCCACUCCCCACCCAACCAACGGCGACCCUAUGCAGCAAGUAAAAGCAAACGGUGACCAUAUCUACAUCCACCCGCAAUCGUCCCCACCGGACCACCCCGAUUCCCGCGCUAUUCGCGACGAUGAAGAAUUUGCCAACGUGAACGGCAUCUCUUACACGCUACCAAACCUCUUCACAGGUGCCUCUUCCCAACAACAACAACCCCACCGUCCCACUGACGCCUCCACGCGACCCUCGUCCAAGUCCGAAGCCGAAGUCACCGCCGAUCUCGCCACGACCUCAGCUCCAUGGUGGCUCCCCUUCGGGUCCGCCGACACCACAACUCCACAUCGCCUCUACUACAUCGUCGUCUACCUCGCCCCAGGCGAUUACCACCGCUUCCACAGCCCCGUCAGCUGGGUCUGCACCUCGCGCCGCCACUUCGCCGGCGAGCUGUACAGCGUAUCCCCCUACGUGCAGCGCACGCUGCCGGGGCUCUUCACGCUCAACGAGCGCGUCGCCCUCCUGGGCCGCUGGAAGUACGGGUUCUUCAGCUACACGCCCGUGGGCGCCACCAACGUGGGGUCCAUCGUCAUCAACUUCGACAAGGAGCUGCGCACCAACAGCCUCACGACCGACACCGAGGCCGACCGACAGGCCGCCGAGGCCGGCGCCCGCGGUGAGCCGUACUCGGGCUUCAGCGAGGCCACGUACGAGGGCGCCAGCGCGGUGUUGGGCGGGCACGCGCUGAGGCGUGGCGAGGAGAUGGGUGGCUUUCAGUUGGGCAGCUCCAUCGUCCUGGUCUUCGAGGCGCCGUCGGACGGGUCUUGGAAGUGGGCGGUCGAGAGGGGCCAGAAGGUGAAGGUGGGCCAGGCUUUGGGCGUUGUAGAGGAAGAAACACAACAGCAGCCAAAAGAAUAG
Molecule: messenger RNA, 1683 nt
Organism: Cyphellophora europaea CBS 101466
Lineage: Eukaryota; Fungi; Ascomycota; Eurotiomycetes; Chaetothyriales; Cyphellophoraceae
Product: phosphatidylserine decarboxylase
Exons: 1
Coding region: 1-1683 (560 amino acids)
Biological process (GO): phosphatidylethanolamine biosynthetic process
Cellular component (GO): mitochondrion
Molecular function (GO): phosphatidylserine decarboxylase activity
Source: RefSeq, a predicted model, not a curated record